Messenger RNA from Amphimedon queenslandica, 2380 nucleotides. RefSeq names its product clumping factor A-like. The record is from RefSeq and is a predicted model, not a curated record. Bases 28 to 2358 code for a protein of 776 amino acids. Lineage: Eukaryota; Metazoa; Porifera; Demospongiae; Haplosclerida; Niphatidae. The transcript is spliced from 4 exons.
UUCUGAAGAUCGCCCAACUACAGAAGUAUGGACCAGCCUCACUCCCUGAGAGGACUCAUAGCUCCUAGUGUUCAAACUGCAUACAUCCCUGAUCAAUACCUGGUGGGUAAUUCACGUUUUGUGAAUAAUACAUUCAUUGCGCAGCCACCGCCUCGGCCUCAGCUAAUUGUGCAGCCACCUAGUUUUGUGAGACCUCUAAGACCUCAACAAAUAUUCUACCAAACAAAUGCUGCCUCUCAUCAAUACCACAGGCCUGGACCUCCUCCUCUUAUUUUUCAUCCUCGUCACUCAAGACUUGUUCAAAGACCGCCUGUUACUCCAGUGCAACCAACACCAGCUGUAAUGCCUUCAGCAUUUAAGAGGAGACCCUCCACUUUGCAAUAUUUCCCUGCUUCUUCAAUGAGUGGCCAUGUACCACUGUCCCACGUCCAGUGCAACUGCAUUUGCUAUCAGUCUAAACUGUGUUGUUGCUAUUCGCAUAGCAUUGUUCCAUGUCAUAGAACAACAUACCAUCACAAUCACAACAUUUAUGCUCAACAGCAGCAGCCUGCCAUUUUCCAAUCCUGUACAAGGCAGACAAGAUAUGUACAUCAGAAUACUUCGCAUGCCACUAAUAAUGCACCUGGUUUCAUUGUUCAGGAGACAAGACAAGUUCCGGCUCCUAUUGAUGUUCUUCAACCUAGCGCUAGACCUGAAGUCCUCACACCUACAGAUUCUGAUCCUAAUGGAGAAGAAGAAACCGAUAGGAUGGAAGCUCAACCAGAGAAGAGACCCAGAGUUGACGCUAGUCCUCCUUACUCGCCGCAGUCUUUGAUAAUUGACCUGGAUCCGGACUUUAGCGAUGACAUCCUCAUCAAUGACAAACUGCCAUUCGAAGAUUUCGCAGAAGAUCCAAACUCCAACAACAACAACAACAAUAAUGAUAAUAGCAGUUGUUUAGUGACGGAAUAUACAUGUAGCAGUAAUAGUCUCGUAAGUGAAGAUGAACAUAGCAUUGAAGGAAUAAAAGGAAUAUAUGCUUUGUCGCCUAAAGUAUUAUUCCCACAAAAAGAUUUCGUAGAGGAGACAGCUCUGGAUUGCACUGGAGUACAAGGUGAUGAUGAUGAUACACUACUUGACAAUGAGUCUGAGCAGCAGCAAGUAACCUACAGCCAGUCAACUGAGCUGAAUGUACAGGUAUCGGUUGCUGAAGAAACAUUGAACUCUUAUGAGAAUGAAGGCCAAGAGCCAGUACAAUCAGGCAACCAAUGUAAGACAGCAACUCCAGAAGAGGCGAUAGAAUUCGGGAUUAGUGAAGUAUCUGUAUAUGAGAUGCCUUCUCCUAUAAAUGAUGCUGUUGAAGUGGAGGAGCUCCAGCGUCCUGAUACUGAAGGGAAUGAUGAUUAUAUAACUCUUACUCAGGAGGUGUCAUCCUUAAUAUCAGUCUUAGCAUCUUCUAUUGGUUCACUCCCUCCUUUAGAUGACUCCACCAAUAUAUUGUCUCCUGAUUCCUCUUCUCUUAUUGACUCUACUGUUCUAUCACCUCUUGGUUCGUUUGAUGAUUCUUCUAAUUCCUCACCCGAUUCUUUCGAUGAUUCUUCUAACCUCUUGCCUCCUGAAUUUUUCAUCGACUCUUCUAGUGCCUCCCCUCCUGACUCUAUUCAUGGUCCUUCUAAUGCCUCACCUCCAGCUCUUAUGGAUGAUGAUCCCUCUAAUUCUAAUAUAGAUGAUCUUUCUAAUUCUGAUAUGGAUCAACUCACUAAUUUUGAUACAGAUUAUCCCUCUGAUACAGAUACAGAUGAUCCCUCUGAUUCUAAUACAGAUGAUGAAUUCUCUGAUCUCUUGCUUUCCUUGGACAAGGACAAUUCUUCUAUUUCCUCGCCUCCAGUUCUUAGGAGUAGCACCUCACCUCCACCUGAUGCCAAGUCUUCUUCUCCACUGCUCAUAUCAAUUCCAUUGAGUGUACUGGAUUAUGAUGCUUCAAGUGAUCAUUCCGUGUGUCCUGAGCCCUCACCUCUGGUUGUAUCAUAUCCUAUAUCAGUAUGGCUAGGAAGACGUCAGAAGGAGCGGAAUGACAAUAGUCAUAAUAAUAAUAGUGAUAGCAGCCUCGAUGACUCAAAGUCUAGAUUAAAUAAAAUUCUUGAUAGCUCUGCGCUCUUGUCAGCAAUUGAUCUGUACAUUGUGAAAGGAUUCUUUUUAAGUACGCUUCCAAAAAUGGAGAAAGAAGUUUUGAAAUAUGCACUUACACAUUCUCCUGCUACUGCAAAUAGUAAAGCAUUCUAUAUUGGGAUCGAACUAAACUUAACGACUAAAGAGUGGGUCAGUUUCAAGCACUACGGAGAUUCCUUAGACAUCUUUGAUAACUCUAUACACAUGUAAACCAAUUGUAACAUUAUGCACA